UACACAUAAGUUCAUUUAGUGAAUGGUUUAAAAAUUUUUGAAAAAGAAAAUUUUUUAUUUAGUUCAUGAAAAUAUAACAUUUUCAAAAUUACUUUUAGUUUUUUUUUUUAAGAUAGUAAUUAGGAAUUUCGUCAUUAUGAAAGUGUUGUUACUAGUGUUUAUUGCCACCGUGUGUUCAGCGGCACGUUUAGAAAAUAAUUAUUUGCCACCGCAAGGAGCAAGUCGAGCGGGUGGUGGUCCUGGAAUUGCUCCACCAGUAUAUGGACCUCCUAGUGCGGGAGGUGGUGGUGGUGGCGGCCGAGGAGGACCAGGAGGGCCAGGUGGAAAUGGAGCUUUAGGUGGUCGAGGAGGAGGAGGUGGUGGCGGUUUUGGUGGUGGUGCCGGUGGAAAUGGAGCUCUAGGUGGUCGAGGAGGCGGCGGUGGUGGCGGUUUUGGUGGUGGUGCGGGAGGUGGUUUUGGAGGAGGAGCGCCUGGUCCACGUAAUCCAAAUGCUGAUAUUCCAAUUAUUUCAUAUGAAAAUGAAAACUCCGGUGAUGGAAACUACAGAUACAGUUAUGAAACUGGUAAUGGCAUCAAAGCUCAAGAACAAGGAACAUUGAAAAAUGCAGGUGGUCCAGAUGGAGAAUCAAUUUCCGUACAAGGUUCAUAUUCGUAUACAGAUGAUCAAGGAAACUUAAUAGAAGUUACAUAUACCGCUGAUGAAAAUGGUUUCCAACCACAAGGAGCUCAUUUACCAACUCCUCCACCAAUUCCAGAAGCUAUCUUAAAAUCACUUCAACAAAAUGCUGCGGAAGAAGCAGCUGGAGGUGGCCAAGGAGGCGGUUAUGGUGGUGGUGCUGGUGGCGGACAAGGAGGAGGAUACGGUGGUGGUGCACCAAGUGGUCCAAGUGGACGAGGUGGAUAUCCAUCGGGUCCUUCAGGUCCAUCUCCUUCAUACGGAGCUCCAGGUGGUGGAGCCCCAGGAGGCGGAUUCCGAGCACCUGGUCAAGGACCAUCCAGACCCUCGUUCUCUCCACAAACUGGUUACAAUUACUUCUUCGUGGCCUGCUUAGUCGCUGUUUGUUCAGCUGGACGUUUACAAAACAAUUAUUUACCACCAAGGGGUGCUAGUCAAUCUGCCGGUGCAUCCGCUGGUAUUAUUGCACCUGUUUAUGGUGCUCCAGGUGCUGGUAUUGGUAUUGGUGCCGGCGCUGGGAUUGUUGCUAGUGCUUUUGGUGGUGCUAGAUUCGCCCCACAACCAAGAAACCCAAAUAAUGAUAUUCCAAUCUUAUCAUACUCAAAUGAAAACAAUGGUGAUGGAAGCUACAGAUACAGCUAUGAAACUGCUAAUGGAAUUAAAGCUGAAGAACAAGGUGCAUUGAAAAAUGUUGGCUCAGAAGCUGAAGCUAUUGCUGUACAAGGUGGAUUCUCUUACACAGACGAACAAGGAAACUUAAUCCAACUUACAUACACCGCUGAUGAAAAUGGUUUCCAACCCCAAGGAGCUCAUUUACCAACCCCUCCACCAAUCCCAGAAGCCAUCUUAAAAUCCAUUCAACAAAAUGCUGCCGCUCAAGCCGCUGCUGCUGCUCGUGGUGGUUAUGCAUCAGGAGCUUAUGAUCAAGGAGCAUACAACCAAGGUUCAUAUAGUCAAGGUUCAUACAAUCAAGGAUCAUCAGCAUCAAGUUUUCGACCAGCUAAACCAUCUUUCUCACCUCAAUCGGGAUACAAUUAUUAACUUUAAAUAGCGAAAUGCCAUAAAAAUGAUAGCUUUAAACUUUUUUGUAAAAGC
Chrysoperla carnea is the source of this 1771-nucleotide messenger RNA. Its product is annotated as pupal cuticle protein 36a-like. The transcript is spliced from 5 exons. Bases 137 to 1717 code for a protein of 526 amino acids. The record is from RefSeq and is a predicted model, not a curated record. Gene Ontology annotation, cellular component: chitin-based extracellular matrix. Gene Ontology annotation, molecular function: structural constituent of chitin-based larval cuticle. Lineage: Eukaryota; Metazoa; Arthropoda; Insecta; Neuroptera; Chrysopidae.